This is a messenger RNA of Rotaria sp. Silwood1, 2013 nucleotides long. NCBI's taxonomy places the organism in Eukaryota, Metazoa, Rotifera, Eurotatoria, Philodinida, Philodinidae. The record is from the annotation of a GenBank genome assembly.
AUGUGGAAUCGUGCAAUUCAAUUUCUUGUUCACUUAUUUGGUUGGUCAUCAUUUUUUGUCAUGGAUCAUAUUGGAAAUUUUUCUAAUGCAUGGCAACAAUUCAUUCGAGAUCCUCAUGUUGCUCAUGCAGCAUAUUCAAUAACUAUCUUAGAUAGUCGAACAGGUUCAAUACUUUUUGAACAUGCCAAAGAUCUAGGUCUUGCACCAGCAUCAUCACUUAAAACAAUCACGGCAGCUGCUGCUUUGCAUUAUCUCGGUUCAGAUUAUACUUAUGAAACUUUGUUGCAAUAUUCGGGUACAAUAGAUACUGUAACAGGCUUUCUUGAUGGAUAUAUUUAUAUUAUUGGUAGUGGAGAUCCAUCGUUAGGCAGCUGGCGAUAUAAUGAAACGACAACAGCAGAUUUUAUUAUUAAAAAAUGGAUAGAAGCUAUAAAACAAGCUGGAAUUCGAAAAUGUCGAGGUAUUAUAGGUGAUACUAGUCGAUGGAAUAAUACUAAAACAAUUCUCAUUGAUGGAUGGACAUGGAAUGAUAUUGGUCAAUGGUAUGGUACUGGUCAUUCAGCAUUAAAUUGGAGAGAAAAUGAGUUCACUAUUGAAGUUCAACCAGGUUCAUCUGCAAAUGUAUCUGCUCGUCUUAUUACUAUAAAAAAUUCACCACCUCGUUUAAAAAUUAUCAAUGAAUUAAUCACUUCAUCAUCAGAUGGUGAAGCAUCUCUUUAUUUUUCUCUUGAUGGUUCUAAUGUUAGUUAUCUACGUGGUGUUGUACCACUACAUGCACCUUCGAAUUUUAACCUUCGUUGUGCUGUACCUGAUUCGGCAUUGUAUGUUGCUGAUGAAUUAACUCAAGCAUUGCGAUUAAAUGGGAUUGAAGUAGAACAAGAUGCAACAGUUGAAUCAAAUGAAAAAGAAAACCUAACGUUAUUAGAUGUUCAUCGAUCACCUCCAUUAUCACAACUACUUGAGCAAUUUCUUCGUAUUAGUAUCAAUAUGUAUGGUGAAGUACUUGUUAAAACCAUAGCUCAUCAAACAGGACAAUCUUCAUUAUUUGAUGCUCCUUUGAAAAUUCUGCCAUCAUAUAUUAAUCAGUUACUUACGAAUAAUAAUUCGUUAGAAGCUGUAGCAAUAACUGAUGGAUCUGGUCUUUCGCGUAGUAACCGUCUAAGUACAUAUAUUUUAGCACAAAUCCUAUUUACGCUGCAAAAACAACCAUGGUUUGAUGAUGUUUUUUAUGAAGCUUUCCCGACUAUAAAUGGAAUUCGAAUGAAAAGUGGAACAUUGCUGAAUACGAUUGCUUAUGCUGGAUAUAUUAAGGAAAAUUCGUUUGUUUUUUCAUUUAUGAUUAAUAACUAUUAUGGUGAAACUGCUCCCGAUAUGAGAAAAAAAGUUUGGAAUAUGCUUGAUACAUUAAAGAUUACUAGAAUUCUAGGACGAAAAUUAAGCCCUACAGAACAAGUGACAGGUAUUUAUGCUCCAGUUGCUCCAAUUACUCUUGAAGGAUUUGCACGUUCAACAGUAAAUAUUCCAGAUGAUGCAACACACUUUUGUUGGCUCUAUCCACCUAAGCUUACAUCUAAUGAUGAUGAUGUUACUUCGAAUAAUUCAGAUGAAUCAAAUUUAUGUAAAAUAGGUGGAUUUGCAUAUUUUAAUACUACUGACAACAAUAUUGACAAACUUCGACUUAUUCGUGUUAACUCAUUGAUUGUACCUGCUAACAAUGGACUAACUUUUGAAGGUCCAUAUCCUUGGAAAAAAGAAUUCACAGAUCGUCUUUGGACACAAAAUCGAUUUCAAUCUGUAACACUACCGUGUCUUCUCGAAAAAGGUGCACGAUAUUUUGCUUUUAUUAAUCCUUAUGAAUCAUUAUCUAGUGAAAAUGGUCAAUCAUCAUGGAUACCAUCAUCACAUGGAGCCUUUGUAUAUUUAUUCAAUGAAGAUCAUUCACCACAUGUAUUCGAUUGUUAUUUUUCUGUAGCUGAUAAUUGUUUAGGUGUGUCACCAAGUGAUGAAAAAUGA